AUGACGGAGGAGAUGGUCCCUAAACAGUUUGCCAUUUCGUUGGUCUGCCUUGCGUUGGCAGGCGCGUUUGACAACCAUUUCUGGCGCUUAGUCGUCCUCUAUGUCCAUCAUCAGCUUUGGAUUUUGUUGGUCCCAACAAGCGGCGUGGUCGGUUUGAUUUUGCAAGUCGUUGCUAUGGUUGGAAUCAUGUGGAUUCCCAUGUUUGCAAACUUUAACUACAGGAAGCGACAAGGGUGCAUUAUGGUUACUGGUUGUGAUUCUGGCAUGGGACAAGCCACAGUAGUACACUUUGCCCAAACCAAUGACGAUUCAAAGAAGGGCAGUUUCGAGAAAAUUUUCGCCGCAUGCUACAAUGCCCAGGCUUCGAAAGAGUAUUUUGAAAAGACUCUCACGAAAGAUCAGUUGCGUCAUGUCUUAGUCGUCCCCUUGGAUGUUACGGAUGAUAAGAGUUGCAAAGACGCGGCAAAGACUGUGCAAUCUUGGAUUACUAACGAGACUUCCAGCAAAGGAUUGUAUGGGAUCGUGCAGUAUCAUGGGGUUCCGUUCUUUGGGCCUGCAUGUUACAUGCCUGUUGAGAUGUACGAACGCCAGUUGCAAGUCAACUUUCUGGGUUUUGUUAGAAUCGUUCAAAACUUCAUGCCCAUUAUGAAGAAGAGAUCAAUGACGCCCGGCCGCAUUAUUUUUACUGGUACAGGUGGCGGCCCUUGCUCGCCUUGCCCACCACUACUGUCCGCUUACAUGAGCAGCAAGUUCGCCGCAGAGUCGUUUGUCCACUCUUUAAGAGCGGAAUGCUAUAUGACGCGGAACGAAAUUUCAUGUGUGGUUAUUAAUCCUGGAUUUGUGAAACCUACCAUGCUCGUCGAAAAAGGGAUCGAGCUUACUGACAAAAUGUGGAAAAUAUGUGAAGACAAACAAGGUAGCACAGUCGCAAAGGAUGAAUAUGGCGAACUCGCGAACCAUUUCACCAAGUAUUCUUCGCUGCAACCUGGAACUCAUGUCAGUGAAGUAACAAAAGCUGCAGAGCAUGCUCUAUUGUCGAACGUGCCAAGAACUUCUUACAAGGUUGGGAUUGACUCAAAGCUUGCCCCUUUCGUUGGAAUGAUGCCAACUGGAAUGAGAGAGAAGAUCGCUAUCCACGGAAUCUAUGGAAUCUUGAGCCCUGCAGGAACUGUCAAGGGUUACCGAGUAUAG
Messenger RNA from Cylindrotheca closterium, 1191 nucleotides. The record is from the annotation of a GenBank genome assembly. Lineage: Eukaryota; Bacillariophyta; Bacillariophyceae; Bacillariales; Bacillariaceae.